AUGGGUCAAGAGACGACCCCUCCGUGCCCGGAGGGCAUUUUCUCCCUUCUGGAUACAGAUCUGUAUAAGCUGACAAUGCAAUGCGCUAUUUUGAAAUACUUUCCCGAUAUUCAUGUUACAUAUGGCUUCACGAACCGUACCCCGGAAAUGAAGUUGACGCGGGGUGCUUAUAAAUGGCUCCUGGAACAAAUGGACAGGCUUGCUAAUGUCCGCGUGACCGACGAGGAGAUUGCUUUCCUGAAGAAGCAAUGCCCAUACUUCAACCAUGCCUACCUCCGAUACCUGACUACGUUCCAACUCAAGCCUUCGGAGCAGAUUGACAUCAAGUUCACACCUGUACAAGACACGGGUAGCGAUGACGACUUGGGAGAUAUUGAAUAUAUGGUCAAGGGGCUUUGGGUUGAGACUAUCCUUUACGAGAUCCCACUCCUCGCCCUGACAAGUCAGGCGUACUUCAUGUUCACCGACAAGGAUUGGGAUCAUAGCAACCAAGAGGAAAAGGCCUUCCGCAAGGGCUGCACUUUGCUCGAGAACGGAUGCAUCUUCUCCGAAUUCGGCUCCCGACGUCGACGCGAUUACCAUACGCAGGACUUGGUCAUGCAGGGGCUAUGCCGGGCUGCUGAAGAGGGAAAGCGACAGGGCUGGAAGGGUGUCUUGUCUGGGACCAGCAAUGUGCACUUUGCGAUGAAGUAUGGCGUGACUCCCAUCGGUACCGUGGCCCACGAGUGGUUCAUGGCCAUCGCUGCGAUCACGGAUGAUUACGAGAAUGCGAACGAGCUGGCUCUCCGCUACUGGCUCGGAUGUUUCGGCGAAGGGGUCCUCGGUAUCGCCCUCACCGAUACGUUCGGUACCCCGGCUUUCCUCGACGCCUUCCGGAAGCCGAUCCCUCACCAUACCAGCGCAGGUGUCGGCGCCGUCUCCACAAUUGCAUCGGGAGCGGGCACAACAAGCGAGUCGCAGCCUCAGAGUGAGGCCGAAACCAAACCCCCAAUCACCGCUCCCCUCCACGAGAACGACUCCCAGCAUUCUCCGAAGACAUAUGCGCAAGUCUACACGGGCGUCCGUCAGGACUCUGGCGACCCAACCUACUUCGUCAAGAUGGUCCGCGACUUUUACGACAGAGAAGGGAUCAAAGAGAAGAAGACUGUCGUGUUUUCAGAUUCGCUCAACAUCGAGCACUGUCUUGAGUACAAGACCAUUGCCGAGGAGGCUGGCUUCGCCCCCAUCUUCGGUGUCGGGACCUUCUUCACGAACGAUUUUACGAAUAAAUCUGACGGCAAGAAAUCAAAGCCACUCAACAUCGUCAUCAAGAUCGCUACGGCUAACGGCCGCCCGGCCGUCAAGCUGAGCGACAACAUGGGCAAGAACACGGGCGACAAAAAUAUGGUGCAAGAGGUGAAGAAGAGGCUAGGAUACAUCGAGCAAUACUGGGAAGAAGGCGAUGAGAGCAAUCGCUGGGCAAAGCAGAGAUAG
This is a messenger RNA of Aspergillus fischeri NRRL 181, 1473 nucleotides long. RefSeq names its product nicotinate phosphoribosyltransferase. Gene Ontology annotation, biological process: NAD+ biosynthetic process. The record is from RefSeq and is a predicted model, not a curated record. Gene Ontology annotation, molecular function: nicotinate phosphoribosyltransferase activity. The transcript has 5 exons. The coding region runs from base 1 to 1473 and encodes 490 amino acids. Lineage: Eukaryota; Fungi; Ascomycota; Eurotiomycetes; Eurotiales; Aspergillaceae.